This is a messenger RNA of Guillardia theta CCMP2712, 723 nucleotides long. RefSeq lists its product as hypothetical. Lineage: Eukaryota; Cryptophyceae; Pyrenomonadales; Geminigeraceae. Bases 14 to 712 code for a protein of 232 amino acids. The record is from RefSeq and is a predicted model, not a curated record. The transcript is spliced from 9 exons.
CCCAACGCUCGCUAUGUCGGAUAUCGACGAGUUCGAGAGGAGGCUUGCGCUGCGAACGACGCAGGAAGGGUUGAAACACAAGGCUGCUGCUGUCGACAUCACGACACAAGUCAUUGAAGAUGCCCUGAACGGCAGUUUGGACGACUUCCAGGCCAACACGGCGAGACCUGGAGGCUCAGACGAGGCCGAUGAGCGGAGGACAGUGAUUGUGGACGACAAGAUCCCUGAGCUCUAUCCCCCCGAGCCGAAAGUCUCCAAGAAGCGAGUCGUCAACGUAUCCUCUGGGAAGGAAAAGCAGAUUGAGCUUGAAAUCCUGCACGGCACAGACUUUCAGGGCCCUGAGUUGUACUGGAAGACUGGGGUGAAGGCCAUCACGAGCAACCCCUACUGCCUGAUCGUCUACCACAAUCAAGUUUGUCGGGGGAAGACCGUGAAGAGCAGUCGUAACCCGAUCUUCCACGACAAGUUGAAGUUUCACGCUCCUCUCGACGGGCCGUUGGGAUCCGCCAGGAUGUCCGUCCUCUGCGACGAGGGAGCCGGCGAGCCGCACACGUUCAUGGGGGAGGCGACCAUAGACUUCGACAAGCUGGUCGACCUGAUGGCGCUGGAUGAAGGCGGGAACAGCAAGAUUUCUCAUAGUUGGAUACAACUGCGCGGUGGUCGGAGCGGGUCGGUGCAUAUCUCGUGCAGGUGUCUUGUAAAGCUGAAAUGAUGAAGAAGAAA